This is a messenger RNA of Durotheca rogersii, 2162 nucleotides long. Its product is annotated as Clavaminate synthase-like protein. Gene Ontology annotation, molecular function: oxidoreductase activity. Lineage: Eukaryota; Fungi; Ascomycota; Sordariomycetes; Xylariales; Xylariaceae. The transcript has 5 exons. The coding region runs from base 495 to 1769 and encodes 424 amino acids. The record is from RefSeq and is a predicted model, not a curated record.
UUUCCCUCUUCAUUUCUGUCCCCUUCUAUUUGGCGAUGAAGAGAUGGCGAGCGUGUGUCUACGACGGUACAGCUUCUUUCCGGGAAUUGCGCCGGAUGGAACCAUAGGAACUGUCAGUGCCUCACGUGUUACCACAUUUAUCGUCGUCUCGUUGGUGUAUUGCUAGAGCAUCAGGCAAUGCUAUGCAAGGUUUAUGCGAUUUCCUUUUUUUUUUUCUUUUCCUUCCCUCCCUCUCCCAUUGCAGUCCAAGGCCUCUCUGCUUUGCAACGGAUAUGAGCUUCGUAGGAGCCAAUAACAAGCAGCUUGGGAUGUAGACUAUCUAGACAUGUGCCAUAAUUCGAUCUGCCGUUGCGGAUAGUGUCUUGAGAGGAGAAGUGACUUGAGAGCCAUCGCUUUAUAAACGCUCAGGAUGAAGAUGUCGAUUGUUCCUCGAGGGUCUAUCCAAACUUCUGCAACUGACCGCAACUUGACGCACAACUUAGAAGAAAAGGGAAAUGACAACUCACAUCCACCCGCUCGCAUCUGAAAGCCUCGCCGGCUUGCAACCUUGGGUGCAUCCUGAGGGGCAUAGGCUUGAUGCAUACGCUCUGUCUCAGCAGCAGCAGCAGCAGGCCAGCAUUUCCAAGCCACCCCCGGGGUUUCCUGCCGUUGUCGACGGACCAAUGACCUGGUCCGGGUCAGGCUCUCAGGGCGUGCAGCUUCGUAUCCUCGAACUCGAUGAAUCCUCCGUAGCCGAGAUCGAGGAUGCCCUACAGUCGUUCCAUAGCCUCGAAUUAGACGGCGACGAGGCGUCUCGGGGUUACUUCCCACUCCCAAAUCUCCGGGAACAGCUCGAAAAAUGCGCCCUCGAGGUCCACCGCGGCAGCGGGAUCUGCAUCAUCCGCGGGUUAAACCCCGAGAAUUAUACCAUCGAGGAUAACAUCGUACUCUUCCUCGCGCUUGCCAGUUACAUUGGUGAUCAAAGGGGCCUCCAGGGUCCCAAAGGCAACAUGUUGUCCCAUAUCACCGAGCUUAAGUCCUGGACAGUGCCUCGGGACAAACGCCACGGGAUUCACACCAACGACAGCUUGCCCUUCCAUAACGACAUGGGUUGCGAGAUCCUGUCUAUUCAAGUUCGAGACCGAGCCAACGCAGGCGGGCAUACGUGUGUGGCGUCGGCAGCCGCCAUCUAUAACCACCUCUUACGAUCGAACCCCAGGGUACUGCAUGCUCUAGUUGAGAACAAUUGGCCGAUUCAAGCCAGCUCGAAGAAAGGGUCCCCAUUUGUUCUAUGCCCCCUUCUCGAGUUCCACGACGAUCAUCUCUUCAUCUCUAUGGACCCCGCUCGCAUCGGCCCUCACCCAUCGGACAGCACUAACUCGAUCCCAUCGCUCACGUCGAUACAGCAGGAGGCCCUCGCGGCGCUCCAGACAGCGGCCCGGAAGCACCAGGUGCGCCUAGAAACGCGGCCGGGGGACCUCCUUUUCCUCAAUAACCUAGGCCUCCUACACGCCCGCGAGUCGUACCAGGACGGCCCCUCGUCGUCGAGACACCUAGUGCGGCUCUGGCUCCGGAACACACAGCUGGGGUGGCCGAUCCCGCGUUCCAUGGCGAUGCCGUGGGACGCCGCUUUCGGGGAGCCGGCCGCGAGGGUGGUCAAUAAGUAUUACCCCGUCAUGCCGAUGCCCGAGUACAUGGGAUCCAAGUUCUCGAACGGGACGGCGGCGUUUGUCGCCGACGACGAGUCGGACGACGACAGCGGCGGUGGAAGUCCACACAAGGCUGCUUAAAAUUCCCUAUAUACCGACAGCCUACGUUGCCACGCCCACCCGCCCAUCAGAGACGUAGUUUUUGUUCUUACUCUGGACUGGACUCUUUAGAGCACAGGCGGGCUUGAUGCUAAGGGAAAACUCGUAUCCCAUUUGCCGUACAGUUAUGACCAGUCUAUUACUCCUAGUUUCCACAUUCGGGGUUUCUUCUCUCUUUUUUUUUCUCUUCCUGGCUCUUUAGUUUACGCUGUCUAUCUAGCUUUUCCUACUUCACAUUCUGUGGCUAGUCUCGGUGUAUUGGUUUCGAGCUGAGAUUUGGGAUUUAUGGCCGGGUGAAUGAUGGUUCUCUCUCUUUCUCUCUCUCUCUCCUCGCGGAAUUCAAGCAUUGGCUCUUCACAAGUCACCCAACCUUUG